GCACAACGUGACCGUCUUCUCCGUCGCGAAGCAGCGCGUUUGGGAGGUGGAGCGCGAGGUGUACAGGAUACGCGCGUGAGCUCCGCGAGCUUUAUCCUGAACAAAUUCACUUUAGCGACAGCGUCCUCGUCAGGACGCGCGACCUUUCGAACGCGCCGGGGUCGUCGACGUGAACGAUGAAGUUCCUCGAGGACCCGUCGCUGAGCAGGAUCAACGCGUUCUUCAACCACGUCAACGUCGGCGAUUACGCCGUCAUAGGCCAGCUCGAGGCGUAUUCAUGCAAACUCGCGGGCGUGGACAAGAAACUCUCCGCGAGCAUCGACCAGGACGUCGUCGAGAUGAUGGCCGGGUCCCCCUCGAACCUAUCCUCCUCCCCCGUGGGCCCGCUCACGGAUCCCUCCUCGCGGAAGACGCUCAUCUACCUCAUCCUGACGCUGAAUCACGCGUACCCGGAUUACGACUUUAGCGCGCUGCGCGGGCACCACUUCACGAAAGAAAACUUACACACCGGCGUCGUCAGGGUGCAGCAGGACAUCGAUGCGCUGCUGCUCGAGUGCGCGAAGGUGUACGAAGCGCAGGAGGGCGGCGCCGAGUCGGGCGGUUUAUCCGCGGAGCUGUGGAAAUCCAUCGACGACGUCAUCGGACUCGUCGACUGCGACGCGUACACGUACAAGGCGGUCGCGGAGGGGGAUCCGUUCACGGACGAGGGAAACCUGUGGUCGUUCAACUACUUCUUCUACAACCGGAAGCUGAAGCGCAUACUGUACUUUUCGUGCCGGGCGGUGAGCAAGACCGCGGACGACGACGACGACGGCGGCGGGCCGGGGUGGGCGGACGAGUCGUUCGUGGACGACAUGGACAUGGAGGAGUACUGAUCCGAGCGAGCGCGGAAGCCGGCGAC
Molecule: messenger RNA, 901 nt
Organism: Micromonas pusilla CCMP1545
Lineage: Eukaryota; Viridiplantae; Chlorophyta; Mamiellophyceae; Mamiellales; Mamiellaceae
Exons: 3
Coding region: 177-875 (232 amino acids)
Biological process (GO): negative regulation of transcription by RNA polymerase III
Cellular component (GO): nucleus
Molecular function (GO): RNA polymerase III core binding
Source: RefSeq, a predicted model, not a curated record